This is a messenger RNA of Parnassius apollo (apollo), 2040 nucleotides long. The record is from the annotation of a GenBank genome assembly. NCBI's taxonomy places the organism in Eukaryota, Metazoa, Arthropoda, Insecta, Lepidoptera, Papilionidae.
AUGGCUAAAAAAUCGGAAAAUGUCGGUGGGAAACUGGUGACGGUGUCGGUCGUUGGGCUUUCAGGCACUGAAAAGGAAAAAGGACAGCUUGGAGUGGGCAAGUCGUGCCUCUGCAAUAGGUUCGUUCGAACAAACGCUGACGAUUAUAAUGUUGAUCAUAUUUCCGUUUUGAGUCAGUCGGACUUCAGCGGUCGAGUGGUGAACAACGACCACUUUUUGUACUGGGGCGGCGUACAGAAGGAGAAUGACGACCAGGAAUAUCGCUUCGAGGUGAUAGAGCAGACAGAGUUUGUCGACGAUGCGUGCUUCCAGCCGUUUAAAGUUGGCAAAACAGAGCCAUACGUAAAGCGAUGCGUAGCUACGAAGAUACAGUCGGCAGAGAAACUAAUGUACGUUUGCAAGAACCAGCUGGGCAUCGAGAAGGAGUACGAGCAAAGACUGAUGCCGGACGGUAAGAUGACGGUGGAUGGCUUCAUGUGCGUCUAUGAUGUCAGUCUGGUUCCGGGGAGGACGUGGGAGAAACAGAACGAAAUUACGGCGGCAAUCCUCCAAAACAUUCUCAAGCUCAAAAAGCCUGUAGUUCUUGUUACCUCUAAGAAUGAUGAAAGCUGUGAGCAAGGCGUGAGAGAAGCGGAAAGACUGGUGCAGAGGAAAGAGUUCAAAGGCAGCAUACCCAUAGUGGAAACGUCCAGUCAUGAUAAUGUCAACGUUGACCAGGCUUUCUUCUUGUUGGCUCAAAUGAUUGAUAAGACCAAGGCGAGGAUAAAGGUGGCUAACUAUGCGGAAGCUUUGAGAAUAAGAAGAGAGACAUUGGACUUCGUAACUGAAGCUUUUACGCAGUUGAUUCGAAUACAUGUCCAGGAUCAUAAGGAGAUGUGGUCAGCAGCUAGCAAAAGAUUAAGCCACUUUCCAGAAUGGAUCAAGUUCGUUCAGCAGUUUGGCAAUGAUGGGACUCAGGUUGUGUACCGUCGUCAUAUCCGACGUCUGAAAGAAGAGCGUUCAGCGAAGAAGCUUCGUAAGCAGCUCGCGAAGUUGCCUCAAGCACUCUCUCGUAUGAACCUGCCAACUGAAGAUUUACAGGAAAGCGACUGGGCGAUGGUGGUGCGGCAGCUGCGUACGCACCGCGACUUCCCGGUGUACUUCAGCGAGGGCCGCACGCGUGACUCGGGCUCAGGCUCGGGCUCCGAGCUGGACAGCCCGCUCGCCACCGACGCCACGCUGCGCCUCGGCGAUCGCGUGCGCUACCAGACCCUGGGACAAUCUCAGAAGAUACCUUAUGAGAUAUUAGAGACGAAUGAAGCCGCGGCUGUAUUUAAGACAUUCCUUCACGAGGCGCAAGAAGAGCAGAGGAAUUAUGAAUGGUGUCAACAAUUCAAGCGUUUACUAGAAGAGACCGGGUAUGUAACCCCGGGGAAGCAGUUGUCAGAGGUGCGGGUGUUGCUAAUGGGCAGGGAGUGCUACGAGGCUUUAACGGAGGAGCAACAGCAAAGAGUCUAUGAUCAACACCAGAGACAGAUACAACGAAGAGCUAAGCAUAAUUUGCAGGAACUCCUGCUAGAACAUGCAGAUCUGUUCUAUCACUUCAAAAGUAUAUCUCCAACUGGUACAAUAACCCAAGAAGAUAUUAAGGAAAUCACUGAUGUACUGCAAGAUGAUUUUAGGUAUAAGAUGCUUGAUCGCAUGGAGCAAGAUAGAAAAUUGAUGCUGUUUCAACAUUUGGGCUUCGUCCACUGUCCAAUGCGGGAGCAUUGUCCCGCUGGUUCAAAUUGUUUGGAUGCUACUCUACCUGUCAUACUUAAUACUAGGGUUGGAUCUUUGACGUCUGGCAGCGAGUCACAGUGUCAAGCUGGGCCCCCUGCAGCACCAUGGGCACUUACUACCGACUCCAAUCAGAUCAAUGUUAUCAUUUUGGGGUAUCGUAGUAUAAUGUCCUAUUCACAUACACACGCACCUGAAACGACGCCGUGCCGUGCUAAUACAGUUACGUGCGUCGCUCGUGCUUGUCUCCUGUCUGCAUAUAAAAUGAGGUUCAACACAUAA